CGGGGUUGGGGGGCGGCGCGCCAGCGUGCGUUUAGGAGGCGCUCCUUUCCGGUUGCUUUGCGGGAAGCCGGGCAGCUUUCUGUGGUCUCACUGCUCGGGAAAUAUUUCCGGUCUGAGGGAGCAGAGGCCUGGGAGGAGAAAACUUUAUUUCUCGGCGGCGCGACAUUUGGAACUUAAGGAUUAAACUUGGCCUACUUGGUGGUGGGAAGAAUUAGAGGAGCGGACAAGGAGGGAAGUGUGGCUGGGAGGCUUCCGAGAGAGCGCCGGAAGUAAGGGGUUUCUUCGGGCCGGCGCGUGCUGUCUUCCUCGCCGUCCGGCUCGUAAGAGACUUGAGUCCAAGGGGUCCUCACCGGCGCGACCGCCGGCAAGUCCAUUUUCUGUGCUCUCAUUGACUCAGCUACAAAGCGAGUCGUUGACGAGACGUGUUCAGCGUCCAGCCUGGAGAACGGGGUCGUUCCGCUUCAGGCAUCGCCCGUGGGAUCCGAGGGCCAGAGAAAUAGUCCUUCUGAGCCUGCCAUCCAAGAAACUCAGGGAGAGGAGCUGACAGUCUCUGCAUCCCUCACCCCCACCCCAGGAUAGGACCCAACAACAUGUCUCAGGCCACCAAGAGGAAGCACGUGGUGAAGGAGGUGCUGGGGGAACACAUGGUGCCCUCCGAACGGCAGCAGAUCGUCAGGGUGCUCAGGACCCCAGGGAACAAUCUGCAUGAGGUGGAGACAGCCCAGGGGCAGCGCUUCCUGGUGAGCAUGCCCUCCAAAUACCGCAAGAACAUCUGGAUCAAGAGAGGGGACUUUCUCAUUGUUGACCCUAUUGAAGAGGGAGAGAAAGUGAAGGCCGAGAUCUCCUUUGUGCUCUGCAGAGAUCAUGUGCGCGCUCUACAGAAGGAAGGGCUCUGGCCCCAGGCCUUCUCCGAAGUGGCUGAGAAACACGAUGAUAACAGUAACAGACAGACUCAGCCAGAACUCCCAGCUGAGCCACAGUUGUCAGAAGACGAGUCCAACUCUGAAGAUGAUUCUGACCUUUUUGUUAACACCAACCGCAGACAGUAUCGUGAGAGUGAGGAGGAGAGCGAAGAGGAGGAGGCAGCCUGAGACCCCGGACCCACUUCUCCUCUGGCUCAGAGACUCGCCCUUGGAUCCUCUGAGCUUGGACAUUCCCAGGGUGCUUUGCAGAUCUUUCCCCCUGGAUGGGGACAAGGCAGGGCCCCUCUCUGAACUGACCUUCUGACAUGGGAGAAUUAAACCCCUGGUGGGUGGUGACUUAA
Molecule: messenger RNA, 1264 nt
Organism: Phacochoerus africanus (Common warthog)
Lineage: Eukaryota; Metazoa; Chordata; Mammalia; Artiodactyla; Suidae
Gene: EIF1AD
Product: eukaryotic translation initiation factor 1A domain containing
Exons: 6
Coding region: 591-1091 (166 amino acids)
Biological process (GO): translational initiation
Cellular component (GO): nucleus
Molecular function (GO): translation initiation factor activity; RNA binding
Source: RefSeq, a predicted model, not a curated record